UUGAGUUUAUUGGAUAAGGCAGUCACAAACAGCCAAUCAUGCUACUCAUGUUCUCAUCUCUCCGUGGCACUUGCUAAACAUCAUCUUUCCAUUACGUGCGAUUUUCUUGACAGAAAAGAUGAAGCUUUGAAAUUGGCAAGAGAAGCGUUUGAUAUUGCAAGAGUAUCAUUAUCAUCAUCAAAUUGUGAUUUGGCGUCGUAUAUGAACGGGAUCGGUUGUUGUUUUGGAGGUCGAGGAGACUACAACAAAGCCAUCGUGUGGUAUGAUAAAUCUCACCAAUUGCUGAAAAACCUACCUUCUUCGCCUACGCGAGACGGCAUCCUUUCAGAAACUCUUAACUAUCUUGGUAGUUGCUACAGUGAAUGCGGAGAACUUGAGGAGAGUGCAAAGUUACUGGAGGAGGGCGUUGCUAUCACACAAUCGUGCUACUCACCUUCUCAUCCCUUCGUGGCAUCUGGUAUAUAAUAAUAAGAAAUUAAUGGUAGAAAUGCGUAUUUUUUAUGGUAUUGAAUAUAUUCAGCUUUGCGUUUUCUUUCAAUAACGUAUGAACUUCUGGACAGAAAAGAGGAAGCAUUGCAACAUGCAAGCAAAGCGUAUGACAUAGCAACCGCAUCGUUGCAGCCGUCACAUCCUACUUUGCCGCAUUAUAUGAAUGCUGUGGGAAGCUGUAAUCGAGCACAAGGAAACUACGAUGAAGCCAUAUCGUGGCAUAAGAAAGCUCGACAAUUGCAUCUAAGACAAGAUCAUUCGCCUGAUCGAGACGAAAACGUCGCUAUAAAUUUGUAUUACUUGUCUCUCGACCAUGACGAGCAAGGUUGUUGGACAGAAGCCACAAAGCUGUGUUUGGAAUCUAUAGAAAUGGAAAAAAAGCGUCUCUUUCCCAAUCAUACAUUUAUUGCUAUUCGUACGAUGCGCUUAGGUUCGUAUGAAAUCAAGACCGCAAGACUUGAAGAGUCUAUGACUCACUUGCAAACUGCCUUCUCCCAUUUGCAAAAAGAACUACCUACUAGUCAUUACACAGCAGAUUGUCACUUUUACCUUGCUAAAUUAUUCCUUGCCAUGAAAGAAGUAUGCCAAGCCAGUAUACAUGUAGAGAAAUGUUUUGAGAUACGAAAGACGAUUUUUCCAGUUGGUCACUGCAAGAUCAGGGACGCCGAGUGUUUAAGACAAGACAUUAGAGAGCUGAAUGCAAAUGCUAGUGACUGAUUUGAUAUUUGUACUUUUCUGACUGUGUAUUGCUGUAUUAGAUUGUGAUCUUUUCAAAAUUGAUGGGAAUGGUUUGCAUGGUGCACUAAAACUCCAGGAAUGUCUAGAUAAGAUUGGAAAUUGCACCCUAU
Messenger RNA from Corticium candelabrum, 1337 nucleotides. RefSeq lists its product as uncharacterized. Gene Ontology annotation, molecular function: protein binding. NCBI's taxonomy places the organism in Eukaryota, Metazoa, Porifera, Homoscleromorpha, Homosclerophorida, Plakinidae. The transcript is spliced from 9 exons. The record is from RefSeq and is a predicted model, not a curated record. The coding region runs from base 649 to 1206 and encodes 185 amino acids.